UUGAUCUGAGAGGAAGCAUCAUAAUAAACUCAACAAUCCGCUGCAGUUGUGCAUAAUACAAGUGAACUUUCGAAAUUUUCAAAAUGAAUAAAUCAUCUCUGAUUUUGUUCGCAAUUUUUGCAACUUUGGUAGUCAGUGUCUACAGUGCCCCGGUGCAGGAAGAACUAGAAGAAGAUGAAACCGGACACGUUAUUGUGAAAAGAGCGACUUGCGAUCUCCUGAGCUUUGAAGUGGCUGGAGUUGCAGUGAACGAUUCCGCAUGUGCAGCCCAUUGCCUCACUCUGAAGAAAAAGGGAGGACGAUGCAAUGCAAACAAAGUUUGCGUGUGUCGCAACUAAUCCACUCCCGACACGAUUUGCACACAAUUUUUGGCAAUAAAAUACACUUUUUCUCAA
Molecule: messenger RNA, 395 nt
Organism: Dendroctonus ponderosae (mountain pine beetle)
Lineage: Eukaryota; Metazoa; Arthropoda; Insecta; Coleoptera; Curculionidae
Product: holotricin-1
Exons: 2
Coding region: 84-338 (84 amino acids)
Biological process (GO): humoral immune response; defense response to bacterium
Source: RefSeq, a predicted model, not a curated record